Messenger RNA from Lucilia sericata (common green bottle fly), 2596 nucleotides. RefSeq names its product PR domain zinc finger protein 15. The record is from RefSeq and is a predicted model, not a curated record. Gene Ontology annotation, biological process: regulation of DNA-templated transcription. Gene Ontology annotation, molecular function: RNA polymerase II cis-regulatory region sequence-specific DNA binding; DNA-binding transcription factor activity, RNA polymerase II-specific. Lineage: Eukaryota; Metazoa; Arthropoda; Insecta; Diptera; Calliphoridae. The transcript has 4 exons. Bases 281 to 1930 code for a protein of 549 amino acids.
AGUUAAAAUCACUUGACAUCUUUACAGCAUUGACAACAUUGUCAAGGAAUGCAAAAUAAAAAAAAUUUUGUUAAAACACCGCAAAUUUUUAUUAAAAAAUGCUAAAAAAAACUUAUUUGUAUCAAGGUAUAUUAAUUAAUAUAUCUUGAUAUACUUUGUGAUCUUGAUUCAUAUAAGAAAGCCCAAAGGGGGAUAUAAAAUAAAAAAUACUACAAUAUUAGUUUACACAAUAAAAACAAACUGUGUCGAAUGGCAAAAUACGCCGAAUGUAAUUUAAAAAAUGCAAAGUAACAAAAAUAUUAAGAAAAGAAACUCUAUAAUAUCCAAACAGCAACACAUAACAGAGGAGCUUAGUGAAAAUGGUGUAAUACAAUACAAUUGUACCGCCUGUCGGAAAACUUUUCGCAGUCGUUCCCAGAAAUAUUACCACUUGAAUUGUAAUCAGUUGCAGAAAUUUUUAUACCAGUGUGAGCAUUGUGAUAAGAGUUUUGUACGGAAGUCUCAGUGGAAAUAUCACAAUGAAUCUCAUUUAUCUCCUAUCAACGAAUGCAAAAGGUGUCAGAAAAUAUUCUCUAAUCCCUUAGCUUUAAAGAAGCAUUUGUCUUUGCAUAAAGUAGAGCCAAAAUUCUGUCCACAUUGUGAUAAGAGUUUUAAAAAGAAAGUCUCACUGGAGCAACAUAUUGCUGCACAACAUCUAAAUCAAUUACAAUAUGGUUGUGCUUAUUGUAAUAAGAAAUAUGCUUCGAAGUCUACGCUACAAUUGCAUUUGCAAUCACAUGAGAGAAAGCGCUUUGAAUGUACAUUAUGCGAAAAACAAUUUCAACGUAAUUCAAUAUUAAAACUACAUUUAAAACGCCACAACAAUUCAAAUGUAAUUUGUAAUAUCUGCAAGAAAGUAUUCAGUGAAUCCGGGGCAUUGGCUAGGCAUAGUAAAAUACAUGAAGAAAAUGUAGUACAAUAUCAUUGUAAAUUGUGCGAUAAAAAUAUACUUAGAAAGGACAAUAUGACUAGACAUUUAAAUACAAUACAUCCAGAUGAAAAGUUUGAUAAUAUUGUUGAAAUAAUACGACCAAUGAUGUCGGAUACAAAUUUAAAUCCUAAGCACACAAUUGCAGAAAGUGAAUCAAUUGAUAUUGAUACUUUCAAAGGAAAAAAUAAAAAUAUACCGGGGAAAAAUUUUGUUAUUAUUGAAAAUAAAUUACUGCAGAAACCUUAUGAGCACAAAGACAGUAUAAUUGAACUUUCCAAAAACAUAACAAACGAAAUAAGCACAUAUGAUCGUACGAAAUAUCCUUUGAUAAACCAAAUCAAAGUCAUUACUGCAAUUCAUACAUACGAAAAAGAAAUAUUUAAUGAGAGUAACGAAAAUAAAACAAUAAAUCAUCAGCAACAAGUAGAUUCUAAAAUAUUUGAACCAGCUGCUUCCCCCGAUGAAACCAACUGUGAUUUAAAGGCAAUACCAAGUAAAUUUGUAGAACAAAAUGAAAAUAAUAUAGCGGAUAAUUCAUUAGGCAAACAAAAAUCUCAAAAUCAAACUGAAAAUGAAACUAAAAUGCAAGACACGUUUUUUGAUAAAGAUUUUUUUCAGCAUCGUAAACAAGAAAAAGAACAACCAUUACAGAUUUAUGAACCACCAAAAACACAAACUAUUUCUUCUGUCAUUAGAUCAGUUGGAAAUGCUAAAAAUUUAACAUACUAUUUGGAGGCACCUGUUACGCCAAUUAAGCAAACCUGUUUGGAAUAUAAACAUAAAAAAUAUUGUCGUAAUAAUUACAAUAUUGACUUAUAUCGUAAAAUAUUGGGCUGUGAUGAAGACGAUGAUGAAAAGGAACAACCCAAUUGCAUAUUUACGCCACAAACAUCAUCAACAGCAGCUGCAGUACACUGGCGUAAAAGUUUUAAAAAUAAUUAUGAAACAUGGUCAUCAUAAUCAUGUAUAUAUAAACAUACAUAUUUAUAUUAUUGGUUUAGCGUGCAUUCAAUGUGCUUGUAAUUUCCGAGCCUAUAAAGUAGAUAGGUAUACAUAUUCCGAAUCCGAAUAGAUAGCGAGAUAGCGUCUGUCUGUAUGAAUAUUGAAAUAAAUUUUCUAAAUACCCCAGAUAUCUUCGGGAUCCAAAUCUUCAAUUAUUCUAUGAGAUUUGCUUUUGAGAAUCAAAAUCGUUUCAUUCCGAAAAAUAUAGAAUUUUAAAUACACAAUAUGUACAUAUGUACAUAUAUAUUUCGAAUAUGGUGAAAAUAAAGGUAUUUUUUAUUUUAACCUUAUCUUAACCAUUUAUGCACAUAAUUUGGAAUUAUUCUGUAAAAGUUAAAAAAAUAAAAAGAAAUAAAGAAAAUGAAAUUCUAGGGCUUUAAACAAAUAUAGAUGGUUGGUUUGUUUGUACACUAAACCGACAUAAUAUACUAUAUUUAAUAUAUCUCAUAUAUAUAUAUUUUAAAUGCUUAUUUAAUUCUGUACUUAUACAUUUUAAGCUAUUUUUUAGUUUUUAAUAUUGAAAAUGAGUAAGAGUAAUAUGAAAUAAUUUAAAGAAAAUGCAUAUAUUUUCACAAUCUCAAAGAUAAUAAUAAACAAAAACGUUUUUAAUAUAUUUUAAAGUAA